Pelodiscus sinensis (Chinese soft-shelled turtle) is the source of this 2603-nucleotide messenger RNA. It is a transcript of the gene MATN4, whose product is annotated as matrilin 4. Lineage: Eukaryota; Metazoa; Chordata; Testudines; Trionychidae. The record is from RefSeq and is a predicted model, not a curated record. Gene Ontology annotation, molecular function: calcium ion binding.
CCCCCCCUCGCUCUCCAGCCGGCCGAGUGACCCUUCUAACCUCCAGAGGCUGUGUGGACUUGGAGCUGAAUGAUGAAGCUGCUACUUACUGUCCCUUUUCUCCUGCUGCUCUUAACCACCUUAGAAGCCAGACCAAAGCCUGCAGCGGUAAAAUGUAAGACUGGCCCCCUGGACAUGGUGUUUGUGAUCGACAGCUCACGCAGCGUGCGCCCCUUCGAGUUCGAGACCAUGCGGAGGUUCAUGAUCGACAUCAUCCACAACCUGGAGGUGGGGCCCAAUGCCACGCGGGUGGGGGUGAUCCAGUACUCCAGCCAGGUGCAGAACGUUUUCUCCCUCAAGACCUUCUUCAAGCGGGCUGACAUGGAAAAAGCCAUCAACAGCAUUGUGCCCCUGGCCCAGGGCACCAUGACGGGGCUCGCCAUCCAGUAUGCCAUGAACGUGGCCUUCACCGUCCAGGAGGGAGCGCGCCCGCUGCACAAGAAGAUCCCCCGGGUGGCUGUCAUCGUGACGGAUGGGCGGCCCCAGGACCGCGUGACAGAGGUGGCAGCCCAGGCCCGGGGUGCUGGCAUUGAGAUCUAUGCCGUGGGCGUCCAGCGGGCAGACAUGAACUCCUUGCGGGCCAUGGCCUCCCACCCGCUGGAGGAGCAUGUCUUCCUGGUGGAGUCUUUCGACCUUAUCCAGCAGUUCGGCAAACAGUUCCAAGACAAGCUGUGUGGUGUGGAUAUGUGCACAGAGAUGGACCAUGGCUGUCAGCACACCUGUGUCAGCAUCCCGGGCUCCUUCUAUUGUGAAUGUAACCCUGGAUACAAGCUCAACACAGAUGGAAAGACAUGUUCCCCCAUUGAUGCCUGUGCCGACGGGAAGCACGGCUGUGAGCACCAGUGUGUCAGCUCUCGUGGGUCCUACACUUGCCGCUGCCGGAUGGGUUAUGAGCUCAACCAGGACAAAAAGACCUGUACCAUGAUUAAUUACUGCAACUUUGGCAACCACAGCUGCCAGCACGAGUGCGUGAGCAUCCUGAACGGAUUCUACUGCCGCUGUCGUGACGGCUUCACUCUGCAGGCUGACGGCAAGGCAUGCCGAGCCACUGACUUUUGCAAUGGGAUAGAUCACGGCUGUGAGUUUAAAUGUGUCAGCACUGCUGGCUCUUACCACUGCAUUUGCCCAGAGGGACAGCAGCUCCAGGCAGAUGGGAAAACAUGCAACAAGUGCAAGAGCGGCCAUGUCGACCUGGUGCUGCUGAUCGACGGCUCUAAGAGCGUCCGGCCGCAGAACUUCGAGCUGGUGAAGCAGUUUGUGAACCAGAUUGUGGAUUUCCUGGAUGUGUCGCCCCACGGCACGCGGGUGGGGCUGGUCCAGUACUCCAGCCGCGUGCGCACCGAGUUCCCACUCAGCCAGUAUAGGACGGCAGCAGACAUCAAGAAGGCGGUGCUGAGGGUGGAGUAUAUGGAGAAGGGCACCAUGACCGGCCUGGCCCUCAAGCACAUGCUAGAGCACAGCUUCUCUGAGGCCGAAGGGGCCAGGCCCCUCUCCCAGAACAUUCCCAGAAUUGGGCUGGUCUUCACCGAUGGGCGCUCGCAGGAUGAUAUCUCCGAAUGGGCCCGGAAAGCAAAGGAGUCAGGGAUCACCAUGUUCGCCGUCGGGGUUGGAAAAGCUGUCGAGGAGGAGCUGAGACAAAUCGCCUCUGAGCCGGUGGAGCAGCAUUACUCCUACUCUGCGGAUUUUAGCACCAUGACUCAUAUCGUCGACAACCUCAAAGUUAACAUCUGCCCAGAGGAGGGCAAAGGGGAGAUGGAGAUCCGGAGCCCGUGUGAAUGUGAGGCCCUUGUGCAGUUCCAGUCAAAUACUGUGGCCAUCCUGGAAGACCUGACAGAGAAACUCGCUCAGAUGACAGCCAGACUCGAAGCCUUGGAAAACCAGAUCGCCAACAAGAAAUGAUCCCUGCAGAGGGCCCGGCGGCACCUGGACUUGGGGGGGCAGAACCGUUCCAUAGCUGCACGUCAUUGUUAUGACCUAGAGUAUUGUAAAGGGUCAUUGUUUGUUCUUGUAUCGCAAAAUUCUGACGGGGACUCAGAGGGUAAAAAACCUCGCUCUGAAAGUGAAUGGACAGGGCCUUCCAGGCUGUUCCAUUCUGCUGGACUAACAGGGUCAGGCUGAGGUGUGACGAACGGGUCAGUUUGGAGCUUCAGAGAGGAGACCUGAGAGGGACAAUCAGCAUCUUCCAGCCCACCUGCUGUUAACUGACAGUAGCUGGCCACCGGUUUCUCGAGUGAGGCCUAUGCGCACAGCUGAGAGCGUCCAUCCGGCCGCAAGAUUCUUUGCAAAGCAGGCAUUUCCACCCUGAAGGCUUCCAGUAGCUCAGUUCCUGCUUAGCUGUAACUUGACUGUGUGUAAGUGUGGGAAGGAAAUACAGCAGCUUCCAAUCUACUUUCUGCCCCUCACCCUAUGUGGGAAACUCCCUCCACUGCCCUGUGAAAUCAGAGCACUUGCAGCCACCUCAUUGUCUCUGAAGCUUUUUGCUUUAAUUGCACAGGAAUUUAAUUAUAUUUGAUUUCAGUUAGAGAGGGAAAAGAAAAAAACCCAGAAUAAAUCGUCAGACAGAA